Messenger RNA from Schistosoma guineensis, 2719 nucleotides. NCBI's taxonomy places the organism in Eukaryota, Metazoa, Platyhelminthes, Trematoda, Strigeidida, Schistosomatidae. The record is from the annotation of a GenBank genome assembly.
GUUCCUUUGUCGUUUGGUGGUCUUCACACUUUUGAUUGGUUUCGUAAUAUAUCACUUCACUAUAGUUCUGUAUAUUGAUAUUGACACGAUAGUACUAAAUGCUACUUUGUUUAAGACAUGUUGCUUUGGACGGUUAGCUACUUGGAAACUACUUCACUCAGUUGGCUCUACAAACAAAUGCUCAUUAAGUAGAAGUUUUCUUCGAUCCCAUUAGUAAUAGUCCAAAUUCACUGAAAACACAAUGCACUUAAAUUACUUGGUAUCCUCGACUCAAAGGGUCUGAAUUAGUCAAGCGUACAAAACAGUAAAUAUUGAAAGCUCUCCUGAACCGAUCGAUUCAGAACUUCUUUUCAUUGUAAGCUCGACUCAUUUUCGGAAUAUUGUUUCGUUCGCAGAGUUAAAAGUAUGAGUAAAUAAGGGCUUUCCUAGAACUCAUGGAAUUUCUAUAAGUUAAGUGACUUCUUCAUACGUAGACCAUUCCCACCAAAGAUAUAUAGUGUGUAUACAGUCUGUUAUUAAAAUGCUUUCAGAUGUUUAUUCUUAUUAACCGCACUUCUUCGUAUUACUGUAAUUUAUCCCUUUUACUUCUAACGCUCAUCUGACAGUCUAGUUUCAGAGAGUUCUAGGAUCUAAGUCAAAUCGUUAACGUUUGCGGCGUCGAAAAUUGCUGAAGUUAUCUUCCACAACACAUCAGCAACUCCGGUUUUAGCGUCUGAAGCCAGACUUUGUCUUCAUAGUAUUAUAGAUUGCAGGGAUUACCAUGUUUCAUCUGGCUUCCUAUUUAUACUUUUUGAAACUGACGAGGUUUUUUGGUUCUUAUUCUUUCCUCUUAAAUGAAGUAACCAAAUUUUUGAUACACUUUUACAUAACAUUCUAACCACUUGCCACAAUAGGUCGGUAAUUAUCGGUUGUCUGUGCAACUUAAUUUUACCAAAUAUUCUGUAAGAUGGGCGUUAUUGAAAUGUGUACGGUGUCAUAUUAUUUAGGGGUAAGUCGGUUUGCUGUGGAUCUCCAUAAACACGAAGAGUAAUUCAUGUUGGCUCUCCGUAAUAGCCAAGCUUCAUCGUAGGUGGAUAUGCUAAGAUUCGGCAGGGUUCGAACGUUGAACUUUACAGCAGUUUGAUGUAAUGUGAUACAUGAUUUCGUAAACUCGGACCGUUACCAUUGGUGGCAAGUACAAUCUAUUUCGAAAUCAAAGGAAGCGAAUGGAAAAUUCGAUUGUGAACAAAACUAGAUUGUUUUACUAGAGGUAUGGGUACGGUAAACUGGUCUAUGGGUUGUGACGACCGCAAAGCGUGAUCAUAGAGCCCACAAGACGGCUGCUUGAGGCCGGUCACAGUUUCACUGAGCAGUCUGUUGUGUUAUCUUGAUAUCUUCAAAGUCCUACCGCCUCAGUGAAAAUCUGUUUCUCACGGUGAGGCUUGGUACUUUUAAGGUCGACUUUACCUGAUCUCUCGUUCUUGUUGUAAAGACAGGGUCACUAAAAAUCCCGAUUGUCUGGGAGAAGACACUGUACUGUCGUCACACCAAUACCAGUAGUGCUUCGCCCUCCGACCUGCCACUCCCCAAGCAAACAGCUUGUCAUUUUCGAACUUGAGGAAACUAAUGUUCCAGUUAGUUUAACUCUAUUACGUCAUCAUGACAGGUAAACAACUCUCCAAGGUAGCACUUACAGUCACUGACCUUAUUAUUUAGAAAAUUUUCAAUAUGAUUGUUUCCUGUUUUGUACUAUUUUCACUUCAGCUAGAAAUGUACAGGUAAUGAAUUGUUCAUAACUUGUCCAAACAAAAUUACAGUUACAUGAACAGAUUCACUUCCGUACUUGGUAUGUAGUUGUUAUUCUUUAGCAAAGAUACUACCGACUUAUAUUUUCUUAAUCGAGUUCAUCAAACUUACUGUCUCAUUUAACCGUUUCAGUAUUAUGGAGCACAGCACAGACAGUCAGGGUGAAGAAUCUAGUUAUCAAGAACCUUCGUAUUAUGAGGGUCUAGAUGGUUCUUUGCAAGAUCAUGAUGCAGACUAUCAAGCGGGUGAUAUCGAACAAAGAUCACCACUUCGUGAGCAAGACCGUUUUCUGCCAAUAGCUAAUGUUGCUAAAAUAAUGAAAAGAGCAGUACCUGGGAAUGGAAAAAUUGCUAAAGAUGCUAAAGAAUGUGUGCAAGAAUGUGUAUCAGAGUUUAUCAGUUUCAUCACUAGCGAAGCUGCUGAUAAGUGUCAAACGGAAAAGCGUAAAACUAUUAACGGUGAAGACAUUCUGUGUGCUAUGAAUACACUUGGCUUCGAUAAUUACAUUGAACCACUUAGAGCGUUUCUAGUCAAGUUUCGUGAAAUUAGCAAACUUGAGUCUUCAUUCAUUGAUGAAUCAUCUGCUCCCACCACAAUGUCUACCGUCCCCUCAGCGGUUGGUUCGGCUGUGAUCUUGAGUCCAACACUAUUAUCAACUGGCCCCAGUGGUUUAACCAACAUACCUUCACGAUCCCUGGCUGGCAGACAAUAUGCUGUAGUUAACGGUUCAAAUGAUAUACAAAACAAUAAUGUUCAUUCCGUAUCGACUCCAGAUAUCAAAGUAGCAAAUGCAGGAAUGACUACCCUAGGUACCCCUGUGUCUUCUUCUCUAGGGACUACAAUUAUUUUGCCAAUAUCAACUCCUUUGGCCUUCGUUAGUGGGCCUCAAACGUCAGUCUCGCUGGCCGACCAAUCGACGGAUUCAGUUUCUUGA